AUGGGUUACAGUUCAUUUCGUAGUCAAGAAGAAAGUUCCCGACGUUCGAGUGUGUCAUCAGCAGCAGAAUCAGAUGUUCUACGUAAUGGUUCACAAUAUGUUCAUAAUAUUAGCAAAUAUUGGUAUAAACCAAAACUUUCACGUGCAGAUGCUAUAUCCCUGUUAAAAACAAAACCACCAGGGACAUUUUUAAUACGAGAUAGUCAAGACUUUCGUGGCUCAUACGGAUUGGCUAUUAAAGUUGCCAAAUUACCUCCAUUUGUUCGGUCGGCAAAACCAGCUGACCCAAAUGCUGAACUCGUGAGACACUAUUUAAUUGAACGAACACCAACAGGCUAUGUACAAUUGAAAGGAUGCAUUAAUGAACCAGAUUUUGCUACUUUAUCAGCAUUCGUUUAUCAGCAUUCAUUAUUGCCAUUUGCUUUACCAUGCAAAGUGGCAUUACCAGAAACAGAUAUUUUUGAUGAAUAUGAACGUGGUGGUCAAGAUGUGCGAAAACCGUCACCUAAAGAACUGUUAGAUAAAGGAACUGUUAAAAAUGUUAUUGACUCCACAGAAAGUCGACAUAUUGAAUUUUUUUGUCAGGCAUCUAAAGGUGUUUCUGAAUAUCAUUCUUUAUCUUAUCGGCGUCGUGGACAUACUCAAAGUUUUGUUGUUUCAUUUAUUAAUUGUAAAAAUGAGAAAAAGUGUGCUCCAGUAAUAAGAAGAAAGAUUAAUGAUCUGGAUGGAGGAAGAGAAUUAAACCAUUCUCAAUCACCAAAAACAUUAGAACAGAUAAUGAAAUCAUACGUUAAAGUAUUAGAUGAAACAAAUUUAUUAAUGCAACAUCAGAUUGCUGAAGCACGAGAACAAACACGUUUAUUAAGUGAACUUGUUGAAUUACCAAACGAUUUAUUGAAAGCCUCCCAAAAAGCAGCAAAUGUUUUAAGAAUGGAAAUAAACGGUGUUGAUGUAAGAGGAAUAGUACCAAAAAGUGCUUAUACACAGACAGCAAGAUACUGUAUUCGACUCGCUUAUGGUGAAUCAGCGUCAUUUGAAAAUCUGGCUACUGGAGUACUUGCUCAUUUGCACAAAAUUAGUAUUUCGGUUGUCUAUUGUAUGCGUAAAGAUAUUGUUCAAUCGUUACAACAAAUGAAAUAUGAUCAGAAUAAAAGAGUAUCGAGUCCAUCACAUUCAAAACGGAAAGUAAAGUUAUAAUCACAACAAACAGAGGAUGGAGAAAGUAACUAGCGUUCAAAAUACUCAGAAUUGUUUGGAUUUUCUUGUUGUUUUUUAUAUCGGAUAAGAACCAGCGUACCAAGGCAUUAUACAUAGCCCUCAAAAUAUAAUUUUCUUUUUUUAUGGUCGUUUUGUUAACAAAACUUCGAGUGUCCUUAGAAAUCUUUACAUAGUAAACAAAAAAUAUUCUUCUUUCUUGAAACGGUAUUAUUUGAACAGACAGAGAUUCUUGUUCGAGACUUAAUCUCUUCAUAUUUGACGUCUUUUAUGAAUGUGUAGUAGACAUUACGCUUUCUAGUGUAAAUAUCGUUUUGUGAUCUUGAUUCAACAGUUUGGUAGAAUUUUUUUCACUAUCGUGAUUAUGAUACUUUGGUGCUUCCUUUUUUCUUUACUUAAUUGUGAUAGUUGUGAAAAAACUAAUUAUUUUGAAAUUAUUAACCUCCCAGGACAUUGAAAACCACCAAGUUAAUUGCCAGUUAACUGUCAGUUAACUGACAAGUAAUGGGCAGUUUACUGCCUGUUUUUAGGCCGGUCAGACCGUUUUUAGGUGGUGUUAUGAUGGUUUGGAGGGUAUGGUUUUACCACCUGAAAUAGGUGGUUUUUCAACUGCGUAAAAACUGUCAAUAAACUGUGACGUUGUGAAUCGAAUUUUCAUGAGACUCAUGUCCGUUCAAAGACGGUUUACUGGCUGUUUUUGAGCGUAUUUUUAAAAGAUCUAGAAACGGCCUGUUUACUGGCUAUAAAUAGGCGGUUUCAAAACAGUUCGAAGUAACAAUUUACGGCCUUAAGACACGCAGUUUUAGGGCCGUUUUUAGACAGUUAAUUGCCAGUAAAUGGUCAAGACACCGUGAGAAAACGGUCUACUUUCUAAUCAAUUUUUUAUCACUAGAUUCGGGUGUGGAUCAUUAUGUGGCCAUUUUUUCGAUAAUAAUGGAUAAUAAUGGAGUGUUUAACUACUUUAGAACGGUAGUUUACGUCGUAUGAAGAGUGACUUCAUGAUUACUCACUAACCUUAUAAAAACUUAUUUGAAAAAAAACAGAUCAAGACUAGAAUCAAGAAAGGAUAGCUGAUUUCCAACAAAAAAAGUGUUAUGAAUGAAAAAUUCUUUUUUCCUAACGAAAUUUAGUUCUCUCCUUCUCUUACCAGUCUUUCUGCUUGAAAGAGACUUACAUAUGAAAAGUACGACCUAAUUCUGGAUACACUGUUUUGUUUGAAUGAGAAUGAAUAUAUAUACACAUCAUCUAUAGAAAAGAAUGCUUGGCUUAUAAAAGUCUCAAUUCUUAUAAAAAAUGCAUGUAUUUGAUCGAAAGUGUUCGUUCUAAAAGCAUAUAUGUCUCUUUUUUCUAAAUAAAGCUCUAGCGUAUAAGGAUUCACCAUGUAACACAUACAAAGUUCUGUAUGCAAGAUAUAUUCGCUAGAUAUUGGCGGGA
Messenger RNA from Didymodactylos carnosus, 2649 nucleotides. The record is from the annotation of a GenBank genome assembly. NCBI's taxonomy places the organism in Eukaryota, Metazoa, Rotifera, Eurotatoria, Philodinida, Philodinidae.